Molecule: messenger RNA, 708 nt
Organism: Humulus lupulus (European hop)
Lineage: Eukaryota; Viridiplantae; Streptophyta; Magnoliopsida; Rosales; Cannabaceae
Product: non-specific lipid-transfer protein 2-like
Exons: 1
Coding region: 110-394 (94 amino acids)
Biological process (GO): lipid transport
Source: RefSeq, a predicted model, not a curated record
CAACUCUUCCCCUAAGAGCUCUCUCACUUUCUUAUUCACACACGCACACACACACACACACUCACUUUCUCUCUUUUUCUAAGCUACAUUCUUCACACAUCUAGAGAAAAUGAAGGCAGCAUACAUUAUGAUGGUAGUGUGCACUGUACUGGUAGUUCUGGUAGCCAAACCACAAGUCACAAUGGCUGUAACUUGCAGCCCGACACAGCUUAGUGUAUGCGUGAGCGCGAUCACCACAUCAACUCCGCCAUCUCAGCUUUGCUGCAGCAAGAUUAAGGAGCAAAAGCCCUGCCUCUGCCAAUACCUUAAGAAUCCAACCCUCAAGAAGUUUGUGGACUCACCUAAUGCCAGGAAAGUUGCCAACACCUGCAAAACUCCCUAUCCCAAGUGCUGAACUCAACUCAUAAUUAUUACUCCUUCAAGAGAUUCACUCUCUCUCUCUCUCUCUCUCUCUCUCUCUCUCUCUAUCAUAUGGAUAAUGCUGGCUUAACUUUGUGUGUUUUUGGUUAUGUUAUUAUAUAUUUCUAUGUUGCUAUGGCUAAGGCACUUAGUUGUGAUGAGAAAUAAUAUGUUGGGGACUUGUUUAGAUGUCUUGUGCAGGUUUUUUUUAAAAUUUUUUUGUUUUCGAUGGUGUGUUUGUAGAAGACAGUAGUUGUUGUUGUUGCAGAAGGAUUAUUUGUAUUUAUAACAAGUGUUGGAUCAUGUCCA